Cavia porcellus (domestic guinea pig) is the source of this 3625-nucleotide messenger RNA. It is a transcript of the gene Ttc7b, whose product is annotated as tetratricopeptide repeat domain 7B. Lineage: Eukaryota; Metazoa; Chordata; Mammalia; Rodentia; Caviidae. The record is from RefSeq and is a predicted model, not a curated record. Gene Ontology annotation, biological process: protein localization to plasma membrane; phosphatidylinositol phosphate biosynthetic process. Gene Ontology annotation, cellular component: plasma membrane. Gene Ontology annotation, molecular function: protein binding. The transcript is spliced from 22 exons. Bases 88 to 2841 code for a protein of 917 amino acids.
GGGGCGGCGGCGGCGGCGGGCGCGGGGCCUGCGGGGCCUGCGGGGCCUUGCGGGGCCUGGGGCUGCGCGCCAGCCGGCCGGGCCGCCAUGGCGACCAGGAAGGGGGGCUCGCGGCUGGAGACGGAGAUCGAACGCUGCCGCUCCGAGUGCCAGUGGGAGCGGAUCCCCGAGCUCGUCAAGCAGCUGUCGGCCAAGCUCAUCGCCAACGAUGACAUGGCAGAACUUCUUCUCGGGGAGUCAAAGCUGGAGCAGUACCUGAAGGAGCACCCCCUAAGGCAGGGUGCCAGUCCCCGAGGCCCCAGGCCCCAGCUGACCGAGGUCCGCAAGCAUCUGACUGCCGCCUUGGACCGAGGGAACCUCAAGUCAGAAUUCCUACAAGAAUCCAAUCUGAUCAUGGCCAAGUUGAAUUAUGUGGAAGGAGAUUAUAAAGAAGCUCUGAACAUUUAUGCCCGGGUGGGCCUCGAUGACCUGCCGCUGACGGCCGUCUCUCCGUACAGGUUGCGCAUGAUUGCCGAAGCCUACGCUACCAAAGGACUUUGUUUAGAGAAGCUGCCUAUUUCGUCUUCUACCAGUAACCUUCAUGUGGACCGGGAACAGGAUGUCAUCACCUGUUAUGAGAAAGCAGGGGACAUCGCACUCUUGUACCUCCAAGAGAUAGAAAGGGUAAUCCUUACUAAUAUUCAAAACAGAAGCCCUAAGCCUGGCCCUGCUCCCCACGAUCAAGAACUAGGUUUUUUCCUAGAAACAGGACUUCAGAGAGCCCAUGUCCUCUAUUUCAAAAAUGGGAACUUGACAAGAGGAGUUGGAAGAUUUAGAGAGAUUCUCAGAGCAGUGGAAACGAGAACAACACAAAACCUGCGGAUGACAAUCGCCAGGCAGUUGGCGGAGAUCUUGUUGCGGGGUAUGUGUGAGCAGAGCUACUGGAACCCCCUGGAGGAUCCUCCAUGCCAGUCCCCUCUGGACGAUCCUCUCCGGAAAGGAGCAAACACCAAAACCUACACCCUCACCCGCAGAGCCCGGGUCUACUCAGGAGAGAACAUUUUUUGUCCUCAAGAAAAUACUGAAGAGGCCCUGUUGUUACUGCUGAUUAGUGAAUCAAUGGCCAACCGGGACGCUGUGCUGAGCAGGAUACCAGAGCACAAAAGUGACCGCCUCAUCAGUCUGCAGAGUGCGUCUGUGGUCUACGAUUUGCUGACCAUUGCUCUUGGAAGAAGGGGCCAGUAUGAGAUGCUAUCAGAGUGCUUAGAAAGAGCCAUGAAGUUCGCCUUUGAGGAGUUCCACCUGUGGUACCAGUUCGCUCUCUCACUGAUGGCUGCUGGAAAAUCUGCUCGAGCUGUGAAGGUGCUGAAAGAGUGCAUCCGGCUGAAGCCCGACGACGCAACCAUCCCGCUCCUCGCCGCCAAGCUGUGUAUGGGCUCCCUGCACUGGUUGGAAGAGGCUGAGAAGUUUGCCAAAACUGUUGUUGAUGUGGGAGAAAAAACAUCAGAGUUCAAGGCCAAAGGCUACUUAGCUCUCGGGCUCACGUACAGUCUGCAGGCCACUGACGCUUCUUUGCGAGGGAUGCAGGAGGUCCUGCAGAGGAAGGCUCUUCUUGCAUUUCAGAGGGCACACAGCCUGUCACCUACAGAUCACCAAGCAGCUUUCUACCUGGCUCUUCAGCUUGCAAUCUCCAGACAGAUUCCAGAGGCCCUAGGCUAUGUCCGCCAAGCUCUUCAGCUUCAAGGUGAUGAUGCCAACUCCCUGCACCUCCUUGCCCUCCUGCUGUCCGCACAAAAGCACUACCAUGAUGCUCUCAACAUCAUUGACAUGGCCCUGAGCGAAUAUCCAGAGAACUUUAUACUACUGUUUUCCAAAGUGAAGUUGGAGUCACUCUGCCGGGGCCCAGAUGAGGCACUGCUCACCUGUAAGCACAUGUUACAAAUAUGGAAAUCCUGCUACAACCUAACCAAUCCCAGUGACUCUGGACGUGGAAGCAGCCUGUUAGAUAGAACCAUCGCUGACAGACGGCAGCUUAACACAAUCACUUUGCCAGACUUCAGUGACCCCGAGACAGUGUCAGAUUCCUCCUCCUCCUCCUCUCCUCUUUCAAGAACCGAAUCUCCUCUCCACCUGUUUGUAUCUUCUCAUCUUCAUUCUCAUCCCAAACCUGACACCUUUGUGUGGCCCCCUGCAAGCCAUUCAUUCAGUGACUCAGGUCCCCACCGCCGCUGGGAAUCCUCUCUCUGCAACUCUCCAGAAGCAUACUUUCAUGGUUUUCCUUCCCUUUUUUCAGUUAGCUCUGUCCAUGCCACAUCUGUGGCAGCCUCAAGAGUGGAGCAAGCACUGUCAGAAGUGGCCUCAUCUCUGCAGAGCAGUGCUCCCAAGCAGGGCCCACUACAUCCCUGGAUGACGCUGGCACAGAUCUGGCUCCAUGCAGCUGAGGUCUACAUUGGCAUCGGGAAGCCUGCGGAAGCCACAGCCUGUACUCAAGAAGCUGCCAACCUCUUCCCGAUGUCCCAUAACGUCCUGUACAUGCGGGGCCAGGUGGCUGAGCUCCGAGGAAACAUGGAUGAGGCUCGACGGUGGUAUGAGGAGGCCCUGUCCAUCAGCCCUACCCAUGUGAAGAGCAUGCAGCGCCUGGCCCUGAUCCUCCACCAGCUGGGCCGCUACAGCCUGGCAGAGAAGAUCCUCCGUGAUGCCGUGCAGGUGAAUUCCACGGCUCAUGAGGUCUGGAAUGGGCUGGGCGAGGUCCUCCAAGCCCAGGGCAACGACGCGGCGGCCACCGAGUGCUUCCUGACGGCCUUGGAGCUGGAGGCCAGCAGCCCCGCCGUGCCCUUCACCAUCAUCCCCCGCGUGCUCUGAGCAGGUGCCUGCCUCACCACCCUGCAGGCCAGGGACACCUGGCCUGGGCCACCAGGGAUCACCCCAAGGCCCCAGGGGUCAAAUCUGCCACACCGAGGCCCCAGAUGAACGUUAAAUGACCACAGCGACUAACCCAGCCAACCCGAGCGAGUCACCACUCCCUCCUUGUGCAUCUCUCUUCUUCUUCGCCAGCCCAGUGAUAGUUUCUGAACCUGCUGGCCUUGUUCCAAAUGGAUUAUGUGCCAUACUUGGUUAGUUGACAUCCAAGUUUGAAGUACAAUGAUUAUGGAAUUAAUCAGCAAAUGUAGAAGAAUAUAUUCAAAGUUCAAAAUUCAGUGACAGAACAGAUUAUUUUUAUCAGAGCUGUAAAGAAAGCAACUGUCCUGUCCUGUGUCCCCACCUCCGCCCCCGCCCCACCGUGGCCCAGAAACCAAAUGUGAAUCUUCUGUUUCCCACCUCAGUACUUGUCCACGCCAGGACACCAGCUGACAAUUUCUUGGUUUUAUUGUCAAUAAUUGUACCAUGUGAUGAAUUACUGUUCUCCUCACUUAGAACAAAGCCUGAGUCCAAGAAUAUUUAUAUUUUACCAAUAUAUGCCUGUUACGAGAGAAGGAAAUAUGAGUUAUUUAAGUUUAACUUUUUUAUGUGAAUUCAGAGUUUAUUUAUUGAUGGAAAUAUGUACAAAGAAGCUUCAAAUGGAAUAUUUACCGACAUUCCUUAUACAUUACAGACACUUGGCUAAAUGGGAAGAGGAUAUUAAUUUAAAAAAUGAUUUUUAAAUGGA